GGAAGAGGAAGAAAGUGCAGGUUAAGCCAAACACACACGACCUUUGUUAUCGGCAUCGCCGUCGCGGCAGUGAAGAAGGGAGAUGAGGAGGUUUAGGGUUUGGCCUCCAUCUCCAUCGCCAUGGCCGCUGCUCGCUUCCCGCCCUUGCCCUCACUCCCACCACCAUCGCAGUCCCUUCCACGCCUCCGCCAACUCCGGCGCCCGCCAAGGUCAAGGCAAUUUUAUUCUACCUGGUGCAACGGCAGCAACUCUUGUCAUGUUUGGUAUUCUACAUGCUAGGCGUAUGUACGAAGACCAAAAAGUUGUUGAAAGGAAGGAGAAAGGAAUUGAGCCGGAAUUCUCACCAGAUUUCAAGGCUUCAUUUCUCAGGCUUCUGCCAUUGCGUUCGAUGUCACGUUUAUGGGGAUCCUUGAUGGAAGUGGAACUUCCAGUGUUCAUGCGCCCUGCCAUCUAUAAAGCAUGGGCUAGAGCCUUCCACUCCAAUUUGCAAGAAGCUGCUAUGCCACUAGAAGAAUACCCUUCUUUACAGGCAUUCUUCAUCCGUAGUCUCAAAGAAGGUUCAAGGCCCAUUGAUGCAGACCCAAACUGUCUGGUGAGUCCUGUGGAUGGUAAAGUUCUGCGGCUUGGAGAACUUAGAGGUCCAGGAACCAUGAUUGAGCAAGUGAAGGGCUUUUCUUAUUCUGCUGCUUCUCUUCUCGGUGCAAGUUCAUCUCUUCAUGGUGCUGAAGAAGAAGAUUUUUCUAGAGAGCAUACAGAACAAAGUAAUCCCGCAGAUUCAAAUGCAAAAUCAUGGUGGCGAGUAUCAGUGGCUAAACCCAAAUUAUGGGAUCAAACUCUGCUGAGCCCAAAGAAAGGCAUCUUCUAUUGUGUCAUUUAUUUACACCCUGGUGAUUAUCAUCGAGUUCACUCUCCUGUUGAUUGGAACAUUAUAAAGCGCCGACAUUUCUCAGGUCAUCUCUUCCCCCAAAAUGAACGUGCCGUGCGGACCAUCAGAAACUUGUAUGUUGAGAAUGAAAGGGUAGUACUUGAAGGGCAGUGGAAGGAAGGCUUUGUUGCAAUUGCAGCCAUUGGUGCUACUAAUGUUGGCUCUAUCAAACUAUAUAUUGAACCAGAGCUAAGGACAAAUAGGGCAGGGUCGAAGAUACUGAACUCCCAGCCUGAGCCUCCUGAUGAUCGAGUUUAUGAACCUGUAGGCACCGGUGUGAUGGUUAAAAAGGGGGAAGAGAUAGCAGGGUUUAAGAUGGGAUCGACGGUGGUGAUGGUAUUUGAGGCACCUGUAGUGUCCAAGGCAAGAUGGAGAGAGGAUGGCAGUGGCACGGUAACGUCAGAUUUCGAUUUCUGUAUCAAGGCUGGCGAUAGGAUCAGGGUAGGAGAAGCCAUUGGGCGAUGGACAUCGCGGGAAUGAAUGAAUGAAGGCAUGGCAUGGCAUCUCUCUCUAUAUAUCUUGUGUUAACAUGAUGGAUGAUGAGUAUCGUCGUCGUAUCAAUGUCUCUUUCGUUUUUAUUUUUGAGCUGCGGUGCCGGUGCAUGCUACUACAAAAAGACUUGUAUCUUCUGUAGGGAAGUAAAGGAAACUAUUGCCAUUUUGACUUGACUUGGGCGAUUUGAGAGAGAAUGAUAUUCUUGUUACUCAGCAGUUUUAAGACU
Molecule: messenger RNA, 1646 nt
Organism: Oryza sativa Japonica Group (Japanese rice)
Lineage: Eukaryota; Viridiplantae; Streptophyta; Magnoliopsida; Poales; Poaceae
Product: phosphatidylserine decarboxylase proenzyme 1, mitochondrial-like
Biological process (GO): phosphatidylethanolamine biosynthetic process
Cellular component (GO): mitochondrion
Molecular function (GO): phosphatidylserine decarboxylase activity
Source: RefSeq, a predicted model, not a curated record